ACGUCUGAAUUCAAGUGAGGCUCCACCAGAGAAGCACUCUAGUUCGCCAUAGUGAGAGGAAAAUGGAGGUGCCGCAGGCAUUGGAGGCACUGAGGGACAGAGCAGCGCUUGUAAGAGAGUCGUUGCAGAAGAGCCAAACCAUAACGGAAAGCAUGGUCUCCAUUCUUGGUUCCUUCGAUCACCGACUCUCCGCUCUGGAGACCGCCAUGCGCCCUACUCAGAUGCGAACGCAUUCGAUCAGGAUAGCGCAUGAGAAUAUUGAUAAGACAUUGAAAGCAGCUGAAACCAUUUUGGCACAAUUUGAUCUGAUGUGCAAGGCGGAAGCAAAGAUUCUGAGAGAGCCACAUGAGGACCUUGAGAGCUAUCUAGAAGCAAUUGAUCAGCUGAGAAGCAAUAUUCAGUUUUUCACCAACCAUAAAAGUUUUAAGAGUAGUGAUGGUAUACUUAACCAUGCCAAUAACUUACUCGCAAAAGCUUUAUCGAAAUUAGAAGAUGAGUUUAGAAAGCUAUUAGCAAAUUACAGCAAGCCGGUGGAACCUGAUCGCCUUUUUGAUGGCUUACCAAACUCCCUACGACCAUCAGCAACUUCACCUGGGAGGCAAGGUGAACUUGGUAGCAAGAAUCAUUCUGAGAACCAAAAGAACUUAGAAAUUGCUGUUUUCACACCUCCAACUCUUAUUCCGCCCAGGGUUCUACCUUUGCUGCAUGAUUUAGCCCAACAAAUGGUUCAAGCUGGCCACCAGCAACAGCUGUUCAGGAUCUACAGGGAUACUCGUGCUUCGGUCUUGGAACAGAGCCUCUGGAAAUUGGGGGUAGAGAGACUUAGUAAAGAUGAUGUCCAAAAGAUGCAGUGGGAGGUUUUGGAGGCUAAGAUUGCGAAUUGGAUACAUUACAUGCGUAUUGCUGUCAAGUUGCUCUUCGCUGGGGAAAAGAAAAUCUGUGAUCAAAUACUUGACGGUAUUGAUUCUCUUAGGGAUCAAUGUUUUGCUGAAGUCACUGCAAACAGUGUAGCCGUACUCCUUAGUUUUGGAGAGGCUAUUGCCAAAAGCAAGAGAUCACCUGAAAAAUUAUUUGUUCUGUUGGAUAUGUAUGAUAUAAUGAGAGAACUACAGUCAGAGAUUGAAUUUCUGUUUGGAAGUAAAUCUUGCAUUGAAAUGCGGGAAUCUGCUCAGAGCUUGACAAAGCGGCUAGCCCAGACAGCACAAGAGACCUUUGUCGAUUUUGAGGAAGCAGUUGAGAAAGAUGCCACAAAAACCGCUGUUCUAGAUGGAACCGUCCAUCCUUUGACUAGCUAUGUGAUAAAUUAUGUGAAGUUUCUAUUUGACUACCAAUCAACACUGAAGCAACUUUUUCAAGAGUUUGAUGAUGGUGCGGUCGAUGCUGAUGUUCAGUUGACUACUGUAACUACAAGGAUCAUGCAAGCUUUACAGACUAACCUUGAUGGGAAAUCCAAGCAAUAUAAGGACCCUGCAUUGACACAACUAUUUCUGAUGAACAACAUUCACUACAUAGUGAGAUCCGUGCGAAGGUCAGAAGCCACAGAUUUGUUGGGAGAUGAUUGGGUUCAAAUUCACCGACGGAUUGUUCAGCAGCAUGCAAAUCAGUAUAAGAGGAUUUCUUGGGCAAAGAUCCUUCAGUGUCUCACCAUUCAGGGUGCUUCUCCAUCAGGUGGUGGAGGUGGUCUACUGGGAGGUGACACAGGCAGUGGAGUUUCAAGAGCAAUGGUGAAAGACAGGUACAAGACUUUCAAUGUCCAGUUUGAGGAUCUUCAUAUGAGGCAAUCUCAAUGGAACGUUCCAGACAGUGAAUUACGCGAGUCCUUGCGGCUAGCUGUUGCUGAAGUUCUCUUGCCCGCCUAUAGAUCUUUCAUUAAACGUUUUGGGCAUGUUCUCUUAUGCUUUUGGCCUUCUCUUCUUCUCUUUGUCCUCAUUCAUGUCCUCCAUCUCAUCUAACAUAAUUCUGUUUUUUUUUUGGGUUUCUUUUGCUUUCCCCAAUGAACAGGCCGAUGAUCGACAAUGGGAAAAACCCUGGGAAGUACAUUAGAUACAAGCCAGAGGACCUUGAGCGAAUGCUAAGUGAAUUCUUUGAGGGUAAGACAUGGAACGAACAAAAGUUGUAGAUGUUUGUGAGGAACUGUAAUUAUUUGUGGCUCAAAAAUUUAGAUACGGAGUUUUCAACUAUUCACUGUACGAUGAUGAGGUAAAAUAAUAGGCCAGGUUAUGCAUUUUUAUCAGCAUAUGGCUUGCUUUAUUCUCAAUGUCAUCAGUUGUGGCUUUCCUCCCGAGUGAAACAUGAUACUUUUUCUAACUCUUUUCCAAU
Molecule: messenger RNA, 2319 nt
Organism: Durio zibethinus
Lineage: Eukaryota; Viridiplantae; Streptophyta; Magnoliopsida; Malvales; Malvaceae
Source: RefSeq, a predicted model, not a curated record